Corylus avellana is the source of this 4779-nucleotide messenger RNA. RefSeq names its product WUS-interacting protein 2 (gene WSIP2). Gene Ontology annotation, biological process: regulation of DNA-templated transcription. NCBI's taxonomy places the organism in Eukaryota, Viridiplantae, Streptophyta, Magnoliopsida, Fagales, Betulaceae. Gene Ontology annotation, molecular function: protein binding. The record is from RefSeq and is a predicted model, not a curated record.
UUUCGUCGUUGUCCUUCACGUCUACGCUGCUCUCCAAGUCUCGAUCCGCUGCCCUCUCUCUCUCUGAGUCAAGUACACGAAGAAACAAAGAGGGGGUUUGGGAUCGGUUGGUGUUUCUUUCAUUUGUGAGGUUUUGGAUGCGUUUGGAUUGGAGGAAAAAUGACUUCGCUGAGCAGAGAACUGGUUUUUCUGAUACUUCAGUUUCUUGAUGAAGAGAAAUUCAAGGAGACAGUUCACAAGUUGGAGAAAGAGUCGGGGUUUUUCUUCAAUAUGAGGCAUUUUGAGGAUUGUGUCACGAAUGGUGAAUGGGAUGAGGUGGAGAAGUACCUCUCUGGGUUUACUAAGGUUGAUGAUAAUAGAUAUUCAAUGAAGAUUUUCUUUGAGAUUCGGAAGCAGAAAUACCUUGAAGCACUGGACAGGAAUGACCAUGCUAAAGCUGUUGAGAUUCUUGUAAAGGACCUGAAGGUGUUUUCUGCAUUCAAUGAAGAACUCUUCAAGGAAAUCACGCUGCUUCUAACCUUGGGAAACUUUAGGGAGAAUGAGCAACUGUCCAAGUAUGGGGAUACUAAGUCUGCGAGAGCUAUAAUGCUUAUUGAGCUUAAAAAGUUGAUUGAGGCAAAUCCACUUUUCCGGGAUAAGCUUCAAUUUCCUACCUUAAAGAACUCAAGGCUGAGGACAUUAAUCAAUCAGAGUUUAAAUUGGCAGCAUCAGCUUUGCAAGAGUCCAAGGCCAAACCCUGACAUAAAAACCCUUUUUGUAGACCACACUUGUGGAACAUCGAGUGGUGCCCAUGCUCAGUCCCCUGUAACUCAUCCUCUAAUGGGUUCCAUUCCUAAAGUUGGUGGCUUUCCUCCAUUAGGUGUUCAUGCUACUUUUCAGCCCGCCCAAGCAUCUCUUUCAACAUCUCUUGCGGGAUGGAUGGUUAACCCUUCUUCUGUGCCGCACCAAACAGUUCCUGUCGGGCCUAUUGGCCUUACUGUUUCUAGUAAUGCAGCUUCUAUGCUAAAGCGCCCUAGGAGUCCUACUAACAACCCGGCAAUGGAUUAUCAAACUGCAGAUUCUGAACAUGUGCUGAAUAGAUCAAGACCUUUUGGAUUAUCAGAUGCGGUUAAUAAUAUGCCGGUCAAUAUCUUGCCAGUGAUGUACGCUGGCCAGAGUCAUGCCCAUACUUUGCACUCUUCUGAUGACCUGCCAAAGACUGUUGUCGUGAACUUGAUUCAGGGUUCUGCUGUCAAGAGCAUGGAUUUUCAUCCAGUGCGACCAAUUUUGCUUCUUGUUGGAACGAAUAUUGGCGAUAUAACAAUCUGGGAAGUAGCUGGGAGGGAGAGACUUGUUUAUCGAAGCUUUAAGGUUUGGGACAUUGGAGCAUGUUCAAUGGCUUUGCAGGCGUUGUUGGCCAAUGGACAUACUGCAUGUGUAAAUCGAGUGAUCUGGAGUCCUGAUGGUGACCUUUUUGGCGUUGCAUAUUCAAAGCAUAUGGUGCAGAUAUAUUCCUAUCAUGGUGGUGAUGAUUUACGGAACCACCUGGAGAUUGAGGCUCAUGUUGGUAAUGUUAGUGAUCUUGCCUUUUCACAUCCAAACAAACAACUAUACAUUGUAACUUGCGGAGAGGACAAGACCAUUAAGGUAUGGGAUGCUAUCACUGGUAAUAAGCUGUACACUUUUGAGGGGCAUGAAGCACCAGUUUACUCUGUGUGCCCACAUCAAAAGGAAAACAUUCAGUUUAUCUUUUCAACGGCUAUCGAUGGGAGAAUUAAGGCUUGGUUAUAUGAUAACAUGGGUUCAAGAGUUGACUAUGAUGCUCCAGGUCAAUCUUGCACAACAAUGGCCUAUAGUGCUGACGGGACAAGGCUAUUCUCAUGUGGGACUAAUAAAGGAGGAGAAUCACACCUUGUCGAAUGGAAUGAAAGUGAGGGGGCUAUUAAGCGGGUAUAUAAUGGUCUUGGAAAGCAGUCUGUGGGGGUUGUGCAGUUUGACACAACGAAGAGCCGGUUUUUGGCCGCUGGUGAUGAUUUCCAAAUUAAAUUUUGGGACAUGGACAAUGUUAAAAUCUUGACAACUACUGAUGCAGAGGGUGGAUUACCGGCUUCUCCUUGCAUUCGAUUUAACAAGGAAGGGAUAUUGCUGGCUGUAUCAACAAGUGGGAAUGGUGUCAAAAUUCUUGCAAAUGCGGAUGGUGUACGGCUUUUUCGUUCUAUAGAAAGUCGUGCAGGUGAUUCAUCCAGAGUGCCUUCUGCGACUGUUGCAAAGGGACCCAGAGUUGGCAUGUUUGCUGGUUCUGGUUCAACUCAUGGAACAACCAUAGUUGAUGCAGAUAGGAGUGCUCCGAUGACAAUGAUGGCUGGACUGAAUGGAGAUAGCCGAAGUUUUCCUGAUGCAAAACCAAAUCAUACUGAUGAAUCGGAGAAAUUAAAGGGUUGGAAGCUGACUGAAAUCAAUGAAUCAUCUCAACUUCGUUCCCUGCGACUUCCUGACAGCCUGCUGCCAGUAAGGAUUAUUAGGUUGAUAUAUACAAAUUCAGGAGGCGCCAUUUUGGCAUUGGCAUUCAAUGCUGUACACAAACUAUGGAAAUGGCAGAUAAAUGAGCGGAAUCCUUCGGGGAAGGCAAGUUCAAGUGUGCCACCACAGUUGUGGCAACCUUCCAGUGGAAUAUUAAUGACCAACGAUAUAAGUGAGAUAAAUCUUGAAGAUGCUGUUCCAUGCUUUGCUCUUUCAAAGAAUGAUUCUUACGUUAUGUCAGCCUCUGGUGGAAAAAUUUCCCUUUUUAAUAUGAUGACAUUCAAGACGAUGACAACAUUCAUGGCCCCACCACCUGCAGCAACAUUUCUUGCCUUCCAUCCACAGGACAAUAACAUUAUUUUCAUAGGCAUGGAUGAUUCUUCUAUUCAAAUCUACAAUGUCAGGGUUGAUGGGGUCAAAAGCACGCUCAAGGGUCAUCAGAAGAGAGUAACUGGCAUAGCCUUCUCUAAAGUUCUAAAUGUUCUUGUAUCGUCAGGAGCUGACUCUCAGUUGUGUGUAUGGAGCAUGGAUGGAUGGGAGAAGCAGGCUAGUAAGUUCUUGCAGCUUCCCUCUGGGCGUGUAUCAUCUUCUCUUGCACAGACCCGUGUUCAAUUUCACCAAGAUCAGAUGCAUGUGUUGGUUGUCCAUGAAACUCAAAUAGCCAUAUAUGAGGCACCAAAGUUGGAGUGCCUUAAGCAGUGGUUUCCCCGGGAAGCAAGUGGUUCAGUCACGGAUGCUACAUUUUCAUGUGAUAGCCAGUCAAUUUAUGCAAGCAUGGAAGAUGGAAGUGUGUGUGUUCUUACUGCCACAACACUUCGACUUAGGUGUCGGAUUACUGCCUCUUCAUAUUUACCUUCUAAUCCCAGCACAAGGGUAUUUCCGGUUGUCAUUACGGCUCAUCCAUCUGAACCUAAUCAAUUUGCACUUGGACUUACUGAUGGUGGAGUACAUGUUAUGGAGCCGCCAGAAUCAGAGCGAAACUGGGGUGCCGCACCUCCACUUGAAAAUGGUGCUGGGCCGAGCAUCAACUCUGCUGCAGGUUCGGAUCAACAGGCAAGAAGGUCAGCAGCAAAAAAAAUGCUGCAACAAACGGGGGAGCUCAACACCACCACCAUCACCACCAAGCACAGCAGCAGCACUGAAAAGCAACCGCUGAGAGACAAGCAUGUGAGGGAUUUGAUGGUGAACAAGAGGAGACUGGUGGAGGUGCCUUACACGGCGUCGCUGGCUCAUAUGAUGAACACGCUGGUGGCUAACCGGGUUGUGGCCGCACCGGUGUCCGCACCGCCUGGGCACUGGAUUGGAGCUGGUGGGUCUAUGAUCAUGGAGUCUGACAAGCAGACGGGGGUUGCACGGAAACAUUAUAUAGGGAUGGUUACAAUGCUAGAUAUCCUGGCCCAUAUUACUGGAGAUGAUGAUAAGAUGGACGGCAGUGAUGGGUCUGAUCUUGAUCAGAAGAUGGCGGUCCCAGUCUCCUCGAUUAUAGGGCACUGCCUUGAGGGUCUCAGUCUAUGGACUCUAAACCCUAAUACCAGCAUGAUAGAUUGUAUGGAAGUGUUUAGCAAAGGGAUCCAUCGUGCUUUGGUGCCGGUAGACAGUCACAUGGAAAACAUGUCGGGAGUGGAGCUCGUAGACUCCGCGUCGAGCUAUCGAAUGCUUACACAAAUGGACAUGGUGAGGUUCUUGAAGGAGCAUGCUUCUGAGAUUGGAGACAUCAUAUCGCGUACAAUUAGUGAAUUGGGAGCAGUUACCGAGAAUGUCUUCGCCAUCACUCAUCGCACCAAAGUAAUUGAAGCAAUCAAGUGCAUGCGGGCUGCGAUGCUUAAUGCCGUUCCUAUCAUUAGAGUUGUCACAGAUGCUCCUGAACAAGAAUAUCACAAGCAGCUUAAUUGUAAAUCCAGGAAGCUAAUAGGUACAUUUUCAGCAACAGAUUUGAGGGGCUGCCACCUUGCCACACUGCAAUCAUGGCUGCCUUUGAGUGCACUGGACUUCACUGAGAGUGUCUCAAACAGUCCUUUAUAUGAAGCAUCAGAUUCACCGAGGGAGCUUGUGAGUUGCCUUCCUGAAUCAUCCCUUGCCGAGGUGAUAGACAAGGUUGUCACUAAACAUGUUCACCGAGUUUGGGUCGUGGACCGACACGGUUUACUUGUCGGGCUGGUUUCUGUCACGGACAUAAUUAGAGUGCUAAGGCUUUCGCUGCUAUCAGAACCCAGGUGAUGUGAAAGGCUUGUUUUCAAGUAGUGUGAAAAUUAAGCACUUGUAAAAUGCAGUUUUGUGUUA